AUGGAUGUUUUAGCAACUGUGUUAAACUACACCUGGUUGAAAUAUGCGGUCUUACCCCUGUGGAUUCUGCUGAUGAUCUUACUCCUGCACAGGGAUCUAAGCCGUUGGGAUGGACUGAUGGGACCUCUUUCUCAUCUGGGACUGGGAGAAAACGGAACUGCCUCGUAUUUAAGUGUACCAUCUUCGGAACUCGUUGCGUAUACGCAGGGUUGGCAGCGAUUUGCUUAUAAUGCUUGGUUGGCGGAGAAAAUACCUCUGAGGCGUUCACUGCCGGACUUUCGAAAUUCCCGUUGCCUGAAUUUCAGCUACGAUGAAGACUCCGACGAAAUGAGACCAGCCAGCAUAAUUUUGAUCUUCCGGAACGAGCAACUCGUAGUUCUGCUGAGAACAUUACACAGUUUGGUGGACAGGACUCCUAAGCAUCUAUAUGCUGAGCUUAUUCUAGUGGACGAUCAUAGUGACACGGACUUCUGGGAUGAACCGUUGUCGGUCACCUUUUUCGACACCUAUGUGCGCAGAUAUAUCUACCCAAAAGCACGAAUAUUACACCUACAGAAACCAGUGGGCUUGAUCAAAGCUCGCAUUUUGGCUUGCAACGAAGCCAAGGCGGACAAUCUGGUUUUCGUGGAUGCCCAGGUAGAGGUCACCAAAGGCUGGUUAAGUCCAUUACUUAGCACGAUUUCGGAGCAAAGUUUGACCCUGGCCACUCCCGUUUUGGACAAACUUGAUGAGCAAACUUUGGCCUACCAUCGAUCUAUAGAGAGGCGUGGAGUUUACGACUGGAGUUUGAGACGACGAGAAGUUCCGCUUUCGAAGGCAAGAAGGAUACUCCUUCCCAAUCCUUAUGAAGUGGCUGCCGUACGGACUUCCGUGUUUGCCAUUCGAGCUCUUUGGUUUCAGGAUCUGUCGAAUUUCGAUAAGGAACUACAAGGUUUUGGCGGCGCUGAGCUGGAACUUAGUUUUAAAGUCUGGCGAAGUGGUGGACGCAUAGUUCAAGUUCCCUGCUCUAGAGUAGGUCACUUGGAGCCCAAGGAUUUAAGCUAUCUAAAGCGAUAUGGUGACCUCGGCAAAAUGGGUCAGCAAGUCUCAAGGAACCUCAAACGCAUUGUGGAGCUGUGGAUAGAUAACCCUGUUCUUAAAUCAGAAGUCUAUAAAUACCAGCCCCAUUUGAAUGUUUCUGAGGGCGAUUUAAGUGAAUCUCGGAAAUUAUACCAACAAUACGACUGCCAAUCCUUUCAGUCGUUUGUUAGCGAAGUUAUGCCGGAACUAAAACAGAUAAAACCCAAAGAUCGUUCGGAUUAUGCCACAGGAUUUGUAAAAUCUCUCGAAUUUCCUAAAAGCUGUCUGUCAGUUAAUGCAGGAAGUAAACUUAUCACUCUGGAGCCAUGCAGUGCAAAUAAUACUCUAAAGAACUGGACACUUACCUACAUCAAUGAUCUCCGAGUGGGCGAAAAUAUUUGUGCAGAAGUGCAACUCGAUUUUAAAUUGGGAUACGAUUUCUGCCACAGUCUUGGAGGCCGACAGAGUUGGCACUAUGAUGCGGUCAAUAAUCAUCUGGUGAGCAAUACGAGGUGUCUUGAAUUGGGAGGUAAACUAAACAUUUUCCUUAGCCUUUGCAACAAAGCAAACAGAAAACAGAGGUGGUUACUUGAUAAUCAAAAUCCAAGUGUCAUGCUAUCAGAAAAUACUUUGGGCUGGAUUUAUUAA
This is a messenger RNA of Drosophila gunungcola (fruit fly), 1707 nucleotides long. RefSeq names its product putative inactive polypeptide N-acetylgalactosaminyltransferase 12. NCBI's taxonomy places the organism in Eukaryota, Metazoa, Arthropoda, Insecta, Diptera, Drosophilidae. Gene Ontology annotation, cellular component: Golgi apparatus. The record is from RefSeq and is a predicted model, not a curated record.